CUUGUGUGUACAAGAGGGAAGUGUGUGGAGUGACAAUGGCAUGUAACGUGAGUGAGUUCGUGAACAGCUGAUUAUUAUUAUUAUUAUGUUCGUUUAUAUAUGAAUCGUGAUCUAAAUGUGGCCAAAAUGCCUGUUCGGAAGUACAGAAGAGACACUAGUGAAGUUAGCUGUUGCUUGAAGUAUGUUAUAUUUGGAUUUAACGUGAUGUUUUGGUUGCUGGGCCUGGGCAUUUUGGCUGUUGGGGUUUGGGCGUGGACGGAGAAGGACACGUUCAACAACCUGAGUCGCCUCACAAACAUUGCUCUCGAUCCUGCCUUCAUACUGAUAUUAAUUGGAACUGUGACGUUUAUCAUUGGAUUUACGGGCUGUGUAGGUGCACUUCGUGAAAACACGUGCCUACUGGCAGCUUAUGCAAUCUUCCUGGCAAUCUUACUGUUGCUGGAAAUGACAGCAGGAAUAUUGGGUUUCAUUUUCAAAGACUGGAUUAAAAACCAAGCUACUGGGGGCUUUCAAGCAUUUAUCAUUCACUACAGAGAAGAUCCUGACCAGCAGAACCUUAUAGACUGGAUACAAGAGGACUGGCUGCAAUGUUGUGGCAUAGAAGGCCCCAAGGAUUGGGAUCGUAAUAAUUACUUCAAUUGUUCAUCAAGAGAUGUUGGAAGUAGAGAGGCUUGUGGUGUACCCUUUUCCUGUUGUAAACGGAAGCCAAAUGAGAUUAUUAAAAACAAGCAGUGUGGAUAUGAUGUUCGAAAACCUGGUUAUUUGGUUGACAGACUAAUCUUCUCCUCUCAGCCUGGGGAGCGCAACAUCUUCGAGCGAGGGUGUCUGCGCGCAGGUGAAGAGUGGGUUGAGGCUAACUUGGUACCAGUGGCAGGAGUAGCUGUAGGGGUGGCAGUUUUACAGCAAUAUGAUGUGGCCAAGAUAGUAAAUGAAAAAGGCUGUGUCCAAGCUGGCGAGGAAUGGAUGGAAAGAAAUCUGUUGAUCGUAGCUGGAUUUGCAGUGGCCACUGCUUUUCUACAGAUACUGGGCAUCUGUUUUGCCCAGAAUCUCCGGGCAGAUAUAUUUGCCCAAAAGGCAAAGUGGCAUUGACAAUUAAGGGCUUCCACUGCAGUUUAGUGUCAUUCAGUAAUGGAAGGUGACAAAAGACUCUUCUCAUCAAUGCAGCUGUGAAGAACAUCUUUUAAUACUGAACUUUAAAGUAAUAUGCAUAGGAGUAAAUAUGUCAUCUUCUCUGCAGUGUGGAGCCCGUAAAAAGUAUCAUCUUACUUUAAUAAAUUAUAGACAUCAAAGUCCAACAAGAGAGUAUUAAAGUACAGACACUAGUAUCUACAAUGUGUUCAUAUGUGAACAGCUGUGAAAGAUUUAUGUGACAGUGCACAAAAACUAAAUAUAUGAUGUCUCUAUGUAGAAAUGAACAAUUACUGAUUACGAGUGUAAUGUGGGAGAUAUCAACUGGUGACUGUUGUAUGAAAGAAUAUUUUCUAUAUCAAACAUUAUAUAUGCUGAUAUUCCAGUACGUGAACUUAGGACCCAUUAGAAUUUGGGCUAUGCUGUGGCAUAACAAAGUGUCUGUGUGUGCACAAGUAUGUUUAAACACUUGCAUUCAUACAUCACAUGUUUCUGUGAUGUAAUAUGCAAAGUAAAGUUCAUUUUCUGGAUUAUAUGAGUGUUUUAUGCAGAUGUAUAAAGCUGGUUUAGAGUAACAUAUUUCAUAGCAUAGCUGAAGAAUGGUGAUUCUGAAUGGCAAUUCCUGUGCAACAGGAGACAUUGACCAUUUCAGCAUGUCACAUCUAAGUUAAAUGUAAAAUUGUGACAUGCUGGAGCAUAACAUAAGAUACUCAUUUUAAUUUAUGUCUUUAAAAUGCUCACUCUGAUAAGGUUUUGUAUUUUUAAUAUAUUUUUACAUUUUAAUACUUUUAUUAUAUUAAAAUAAAUGUCCAUAUUUAAUUUUAUGAUAUAUUAAUACUCUGUUUCCAAAUGAUAAUCCCUUUAAUCUGAAUAUCAUUUGGACUUUUAUGUGUGAAGGUGAUGUGAUGAGAACCACAGCAUUUUAUUAGGAUUUUGAACAGAUACAUCGAUACACACCUGGAAGGAGAUGUGCAUAAUGUAAUUCAUGAAGAAAGAGAAGUACAAUGUAUUUCCAUGAGUUAAUUAGUAAGUCUCUUGGAUGGUAAUUUAUAUGAAAAUAAAUGCAACUGUGUUGACAGAAGGUCCUGUUCUGGAAAUUCCAUCUUAGUGCUAUAAACAGUUUUAAGUUUCAUUCUUUGAUAUCAAAAGUGCAGAAGUUUGUUACUUAUUUCACUUCAGAUGUUAUGUUUCUUGAAAGUUAAUCAACUCUUGCAUGAGCUGCAUGGUUAUGAUGUGAUAAGUUGUGCAUUAUUAAUUUGAUGAAUUUUGACCAGAGUCCUCCUGCCCCUUUCCCUAACAGUCUGUUUAUUAGUACCCUUGUGCUUUUUCCAGCAUGCAUCAAUUGUUUGCCAGUGUGUGUGCCAGAUAAUAUUGACUGAAAAACAGCAUUCAUUUUGACUGAAAUGGUGGGCCUGUAUUCCGGUGUAAAAGUUGCAAAGCUAUGAAUGACAUCAGCAUAAGAAAUUUUCUUUACAGUUUUCUAUGUACUUAAACUGCAUGAAUUUCCAUGGUGAAAGCACUAAAGGUGACAUUUACCCAUCUCUGUAGGACAUUCAUAGCCCUAUUAAUGGUAAAAGAAACUGAAUAUAUUACAUAUUCUGCUGUAUAUUUCGUAUGUGAAAUAUUCUCAAAGGGGUGGAAUUAAACUCAGGGCACUUAAAAAUGUUCAAGCUCUCUGCAAUAUGUCCACCAUUAUUACCGUGUCAACUGAAUAAAUUGUCUUUGAAAAUUCUGGAAUCAAAACUGGGUGGAAGUAUGGCACUAUUAUAUAGCUUAAUGAGGUGUACAUGAAGGUACGGAACUUGCUAAACUUGAUUGAAAACUAUUUUAAUUUUUUAUGCUGGCAACUUUCUUUCAUAGGAGAUUGCAUUGUUCCUAAACUAUUGUUAUGGAGGCAUGAGAUCUAAUAUAAAGAAGCUUUAGGCCUACAUUUCAUCAGCUAGAAUUGUUACAUUGACUUUGUGGAACAAAAUUUGUAGCAAGUAAAAUUCUGUGUUCGAUAUGAAGCUCUCACAGCAGUGGCUGUGAAAAGUACAGUUUUCUGGGUUGUAACACUGUGUAAUACAGCAAGAGACACAACAUUUUGGAGGAACAUUUAGCCUUCAUCUCCAGAGUCAAAUAGUAGCCAAGCAGGAAAUCAGCAGAAACACGCAACUACCUGGGCUAGAUUGUUGUUUGGCUUACUCUUUUAAAUGUCAGCCCCUCUCCAAACCACACAGCAUUACCACCCAGGUGACUAUGCUUUCCAAAUACAUUCUGUUAACAUUAUUGGUAAAGGUCCAGAUUCAAACUCAAACCACUUGGAGUGAAUUUCAUAAUGAUAUUAUCUCUAUGUAUUCAAAAUAUAAUGGCAUCUAAAUCAUUUCUCUAAGCCAGUUAGAUUAAAUAAUAUCAUGAGAGGAAGGUAUGUAAUUGUGAAAAAUGAGCAAUGGAGACUGUUACUUAGUCAUAGUUUUUAUACCAAAGUGAUUUGGACUUGAAUAGUUAUAUGCUAAACUUCAAUGAAGAGCAGAUACAUAUCACAAAAAUAACUGUCUUAAGAAUCACGUGAUUUCAUGUGUGGUAUGAUAUGAUGUAAUAAAUGAAAGUUUAAAGGUCCCACAUAAAGGUGUUAACUUUGACAGAAGAAGGUGAUUUCCUAAUUUAAAUCUUCUGUCAUAUUUGAAAUUGUAUGCAGUUAUAAGAAAAAUUAAAAUUUGUCUCAUUUCAUUUAUAAUAACUUAAAGUACCAAUAACAAGAAUUGUUACAAAAUCAUGAUAUAAUUGCAUAAUUACCUUAGUCUUAUCUUAUCCUCCCACUUUUCUGCAAAGGAAUCUCAAAAACAUCUGAAGACAUUGUUUCUUUCUGGUGUAUUCUUAUGUACUUCUUCGGGCUAAGAGCUCCAAGUGAAAUUUGACAAGGAUUACACUAUAAUAGUAAAUAAACUGCUGGACUCGUUAGGACAGAUCUUUUUUUAGAUGUAGAUGAUAUUUUAUGUUAAUGGUUUAAAGCUGUUUCUUUUCUCCUGAAUAAGUUGAGGCACUUGACUCUGG
Messenger RNA from Cryptotermes secundus, 4161 nucleotides. RefSeq names its product tetraspanin-5 (gene Tsp26A). The coding region runs from base 100 to 1089 and encodes 329 amino acids. Gene Ontology annotation, biological process: protein maturation; protein localization to plasma membrane. The record is from RefSeq and is a predicted model, not a curated record. The transcript is spliced from 10 exons. Gene Ontology annotation, cellular component: membrane. NCBI's taxonomy places the organism in Eukaryota, Metazoa, Arthropoda, Insecta, Blattodea, Kalotermitidae.